AUGGGGACGAAGAAGGCUCGGCAUACCCACGGAAGUAGCUGCUUUGCGAGUUCCUUGGACAGCUCCUUGACAGCUAGAACGGUUGGAAAUCCAAUCGCGAGUCUGAGGAUUAAGUUGAGCGUGUCCUGGAGUGUUGAGAUUGAGAGGGCUGUCGCACAAGCCAAUGGGAAUCCCCGCAUAGACAUCGAUGGGCGUGUGCAUGCCCAAGUAAAGUCUCCCUGGAAAAAGCAAGGAACACGUUACACCACGCUGAGCAAAGACAACUUGGCCGUUCUUACCGUAAGCAACAAGAACAAUCACGAGGCAGAUGAUUCCCAACACAAGCCACCACACGCGAGAAUCGCUUGGAAACUGCUGGUGGUUCAUGAAGUAAUUAAAGAGAUACCUGGAGAAAGACAAACAAAGAACAAAAUUCGUGACGAAGAAGCGUACCUGGAUGUGAAGGAUCGUCUCAGUCCCCUUGAGAACCCGCUGCGUCACCAGCGGCUGGAGAAUGGAUCGAGCGCGCAGGGUGAGAUUGGUGAAGCUGGAGAAUCGCAGCCAAGAGAGGAUCGUGACGAGCGUAAUCACUUGCCAGACGGGGACGCCGACAGCCUCCAUGAAUCAGAGAUUUCCCCACAGCUCCAAGGAGAGAGACGAGCUCGCAUUCUCCCGAAGCGUCCAGCGCUCUUUCCCAGAAUCGCCCGGCUCAAGAACCCUAAGUCAAGAACGCGUGGCCAAGGGAUAUUCCUGGGAUCAAUCAGAGCCCUAGAAAAGGCAAAUUUGCGCUUCGAUUCUUUGGCGAUGGCGACCGAGACGGUGUGUGCGAUCACCAGCGUGGAGUUGUGGCAGGCCAAGUUCAAGGAGGCGGAAGAGGGCAAGAAGCUGUUAGUGGUGGAUUUCACUGCGACGUGGUGCGGCCCUUGCAAGGCCAUAGCUCCGAUCUUCCUGGAGUACUCCAAGACGUUCACGGAUGCGAUCUUCGUCAAGGUGGAUGUGGAUCAAAUGCCUGCGAUCACUACCGAGUGGAAGGUCGAGGCGAUGCCUACUUUCCUCUUGAUCAAGGAAGGCAAAGUGGUGGAGAAGAUCGUUGGAGCGGACAAGGACCAGUUGAAAAAGAAGCUCCAGCUCCACACUGGAGCUGGAGUGCACGCCUAGGCUAGUCAAGAAAAGAAUGGGACGAUUUCCAUACUACUAAGAAGUAAGCAUUCGUGCUUUUAAGUUUAUAGAAGAAGAAAACCUUUGUCGUUGAA
This is a messenger RNA of Selaginella moellendorffii, 1232 nucleotides long. Its product is annotated as thioredoxin domain-containing protein 2. NCBI's taxonomy places the organism in Eukaryota, Viridiplantae, Streptophyta, Lycopodiopsida, Selaginellales, Selaginellaceae. The transcript has 5 exons. The record is from RefSeq and is a predicted model, not a curated record. The coding region runs from base 1 to 1137 and encodes 378 amino acids.